Exophiala spinifera is the source of this 3417-nucleotide messenger RNA. RefSeq lists its product as uncharacterized. The coding region runs from base 1 to 3417 and encodes 1138 amino acids. Gene Ontology annotation, cellular component: nuclear matrix; nuclear pore; cytoplasm. The transcript is spliced from 4 exons. Gene Ontology annotation, biological process: tRNA re-export from nucleus. NCBI's taxonomy places the organism in Eukaryota, Fungi, Ascomycota, Eurotiomycetes, Chaetothyriales, Herpotrichiellaceae. Gene Ontology annotation, molecular function: small GTPase binding; tRNA binding. The record is from RefSeq and is a predicted model, not a curated record.
AUGGCAUGGGACGAACAGGAGGUGCCCAGGCUUAAAGCAGCACGGAGAAACGCCAAGGCCGGUAUGAUUUCACAUGGGCCGGCCACAACUGCAACAACCGUCUAUCUGCAAGCCAUAUUUUGCUUCGGGAAAUCGGACACCUCACCGCGAGCUUCAAGAGAUACCAGAGCCAUCUAUUCCAAGAAGAUCUUCCCGCCAUCAUCGCCAUGGAAUAGUCCAGGAAGCACGUGCUUCCCCCUCAGUUUCAUCCCCCAUGCGGUGACUACAUCAUUCGACCAGUGUUCCGGACUUGAUCAGGUGGGUGAGGAACACUGGCAUUACCUGAUGGAUGACCAGAUCAUCUCAGCGAUUCAAAUCGCUUACAGUCCUACCUCGGAUCCUACCCUCAAGCGACAGGCAUUCGACUAUGUCAACCAGCUUCGGCAGGAACCUUCAGCAUGGCAGCCGUGUCUGUCAAUAUCCCUCCAGGUCCCCCGCCAGCCUAUGGUGAUUCGGAUCUUUUGCCUCGAGAUCGUCAACAAUGCUCUACAAGCCGGUCUGGUAGAUCAGGCAGGACUAAAAAUCAUAAAGGACCAGCUUAUGGCCUAUUUGCAUAAAUUCUACGGAUCAUCCACAGAAGAAGAAACCCCAGACCCGGGCACAAUCCUCAACAAGUUCGCCCAGACAGUCACACUCCUCUUUGCGGCAUUUUACGGUUCUGGAUGGGAGACAUGUUUCGAUGACUUACUAGCAUUGACCUCGAACGAAACUGGCACGAGAUAUAAUUACCCUGGCGUUGUCUUUUACCUGACUGUUCUCAAUUCAAUCCAUGACGAAAUCGGAGACGUCCUCUUAUCAAGAUCUCCGGACGAGCAGGAGCGAGCUAGCACCUUAAAGGACCUCGUUCGGGAGCGCGAUGUCCAGAAGAUUGCAGGCUCAUGGCAAGAGAUAUUGUCGCAGUGGAGGAGUUCGAAUGAUGUUGUGGCCGAACUCUGCCUCAAGGCUGUCGGAAAAUGGGUGAGCUGGGUCGAUAUCUCGUUGGUGGUGAACCAGCAGAUGCUUGAAUUGUUGUUCCAUCAACUGGAGCGUGCUCAGACCGUCAAUCCACGCCCCGGUGAGGAGCUAGCUCGUGAUGCUGCCGUUGACGUGUUCACUGAAACGGUUGCGAAAGGCAUGCCGGCAGCGGACAAGAUCAACAUGAUCACCUUCCUGGACCUCGAAUCUGUGGUUUCCAAGUUGGUAACUUGUCCACCUUUGCGCGACAGCAGAGCUUCAAACUACGAUGUUGAUCUUGCCGAAACUGUUGCAAAACUUGUCAAUACUACUGUGGCAGAUCUGGUCAAGAUUUUGGACACCGAAAACCAAGGAACCCAAACGUGGAUCAAAGCUGAACAGCUGUUGGAAGCUUUUCUACCACAUCUUCUACGCUUCUUUUCCGACGUGUUUGAUGAAGUUUGUUCCACUGUCCUCACCGCAAUGAACGAUGUUCUCGCCUUUCUUCGACGAACAAGUGCCAGUUCAGGCUCUGAUCAACGGGCAGCUAUGCUUCUUCCAAUACUCAAAGCCAUUUUCACUAAAAUGAGAUACGACGAUACUGCAGAUUGGAACCAGGAGGAUGAGCAGACUGAUGAGGCCGAAUUCCAAGACCUGCGGAAGAGACUGGCAUCUCUCCAAGCGACUAUUGCAGGUGCAGAUGAGCAGCUCUACGUCCAAGCCAUCUCGACAUUAGUCCAUGAGACGUUUCAAAGGCUAAGAACUGAAGGCUCCCAACUCGACUGGCGCGACCUGGAUCUGGCUCUCCACGAGCUUUACCUGUUAGGUGAUCUUGUCGGCAAAAGCGGAGGAAUCCAGAAGAGUAAACCCAAUUCUCCAGCGGCCGAAAAUUUGUUUCGGAUGAUGCUGGAGAUGGUUCAGUCAAAUGUUGGUUCCUUUGGCCAUCCAGCGAUUCAGCUUCAAUUCAUGGAAAUAUGUGUCAGGCACAGCACCUUCUUCGAGAAGCAGACCGAGUUUAUCCAACCAGUACUGCAGAACUUUCUUCAGCUUGCGCAUCAUCCAAGCUUGAAGGUUAAAGCUCGAGCUUGGUAUCUCACGCAGCGUUUGAUCCGCCAGUUACGCACCCACCUUGGAGAUGCCACCGAAAUGGUAGUCCAAAGCUUACAGGACAUUCUCGUCGUACGAGCGGAGAUUCCCAAAGAGUCAGAAGGGGACGAAAUGUCAUCGGACAAUGAGUCAAGUGCAGAUUCGACUUUCCAAAGCCAGCUUUACCUCUUCGAAGCCGUGGGAUGUAUAUGUGGUGCUACGUCAGCCGGACCCGACAAACAAGCACAGUACGUGCAAGUUGUCAUGCAACCAUUAUUCUCCGAGAUCGAACGCAAUCUCGAGGCUGCACGGGCCGGGAACGAACUCGCGAACCUUCAAAUACAUCACUCAAUCAUGGCGCUCGGCACGAUUGCUCGGGGCUAUUCCGAUUUCACCCCGGGUACCGCAGCACAACCCGCGGGUUCUGAGUCUGGUGCACAAGCCAAGCAAGCAUUCGCACAAGUUGCAGAAGCAACAUUGGUCACUCUAAGUUCACUCAAGUCAUCGUUUCAGAUCCGGACCGCUGCAAGGUUUGCCUUUUCACGACUGAUCGGCAUUGUGGGCGCGCAGAUGAUGCAACAGCUGCCUCAGUGGGUGGAAGGUCUAUUGACUGAAUCGUCAACGAGAGACGAGAUGGCAUUGUUCCUUCGAUUACUUGAUCAAGUGAUUUACAGCUUCAAGAAUGACAUUUCAGAUUUCCUCGACCGACUCUUUUCAGGGCUCCUGCAAAGAGUCUUCGCCGGAAUGUCUGCCGGUACUUCAGGAACAGAUGACGAAAUUGAGUUGGCUGAAUUGAAGCGGGAAUACCUCAACUUCUUGAUGAUCAUUCUUGGAAACGAUCUUGGAGCUAUCCUAGUCAGUGCGACCAAUCAACCAGUUUUCGAAUCUGUAAUCAGCUCAAUAGAACAACUUGCUCGGGAUGUUGAGGAUUUUCCCACGGCGAAAAUGGCGUUCAUCGUCCUGUCAAGGAUGUGCACCGUCUGGGGUGGACCCGACGUGGUAUCCGCAACCGGUCAGGCGACUGGCAACGGAGCCGCGCCUCAACCUGCACUUCCAGGCUUCGACCAGUUCAUGAUCAGCAGGUUCUCGCCAUUAUGCUGGGCCUUGCCGACGAACCCAGCUUUCAACAGUAAGGACGCCCAAGCUCGUCAAGCACUUUCUGAAGCGGCAGGUUUGCAAAAGACCAUCUAUCUGAAGACUGGCCAGCAAUAUCUUUCCUGGCUCCAGGAGAACGAGUUGCGAACUAUGGGCAUGAAUGACAGCAUGAUCGCGGAUUACCUGCAGAAACUGGCAACCAUGGAUCCCAAGGGCUUCAAAGCUUUUUUUGCCAAGUUCAUUGCACAGGGAGGACAGUUGUGA